Messenger RNA from Heterobilharzia americana, 3425 nucleotides. NCBI's taxonomy places the organism in Eukaryota, Metazoa, Platyhelminthes, Trematoda, Strigeidida, Schistosomatidae. The record is from the annotation of a GenBank genome assembly.
GUCUUUGCAGAUGUGGUCGUUUAAAACGUUUAAUACUUAAUUCCAACCGUCUUCUUACACUCCCUGAUGCAAUACAUUAUUUAAAAGAAUCCUUAGAUAUUUUGAAGUUGAUAAUAAUCCUCGAUUGAAAAUUCCACCGAAACCACUGGAAUUGCAAAAAGGUGCUGGUUUAGCCUUUUAUAAUAUCGAUUUCUCUUUGGACGCCCAACUGCGUAUGAUGCGUGGAAAACCAGCUUUAACGUCUGAAACAGUUCAGCAUACCAAGGACCCAGCUGCUCGAUUACGUCGUCUUAGAAGACGACGAGGAGAGGGCGUUGGCAAAGACAGUAAAUGUGUACUUGAAGGUAUGCAGCGUAUAGCCAAAGAGAAGGAAGAGCUUCUUGAACGAAAGGAACAUGAAGCUGAAGAAGAAACACGUGAAUUGGCAGCCAGACGUUGGCAAGAUCUUCUGGCCAGACCACGACUGGAUUACACAGGGAUUUUUGAUGAGGCAUGAUACCGGUAUAAGUGUUGGUGUACAAAUUUGGGAGUUGGAUCAGUUCUAUCCUAAACGUGUUGAAGAUGAAGUAUUACAAGGUAAUCUGUUCAAUGGAGAUUGUUAUGUUGUAUUACAAACUUCACUAAAUCAUAAUCAAGUAUUAGAAUGGACUAUAUAUUAUUGGAUUGGGUCUCGUUCAACAAAAGAUAAACAAACGUGUGCAGCUAUUCACGCUGUAAAUUUACGUAAUUUCCUUGGAGCUGAAUGUCGAACUAAUCGUGAAGAAGAAGGUGAUGAGACUGCAGAAUUUUUGGCUUUAUUCGGCGGCAAUCUGAUUGUACUAGAUGGUGCUCGUGGUGAAACCGGAUUUAUCCAUGUUGAAGAUGAUGUUGUAGUUCCUAGAUUCUACAGGUUAUUUGGUACAGAGAAACGAUUAAAAAUUGUUUCAAUGCCAUUAACUCAUCUCAGUUUGGAUUCUAAAUUCAGUUACCUACUUGAUGCUCAGUCUCAUCUUUACUUAUGGAUUGGUAAAAAUUCUCGUUCAAUAAUACAAACUAAAGGACGAUUGUUAGCUGAAAAAAUAUCAGUUCGUGAACGUCGUGGUGAGGCAUCAAUUCAUAUAGAGCCAGAAAGUCGUGAAUCCAAUGCAUUUUGGGCAAUUCUUACUGGUGUCUGGGUACCUGCUCCACUACCGAAACCAAGUACUAGUUCAGAUCAAAAAGAUCAAGCAGUAAAAUUCACAAAUAAUCAAGAAGAAAUUAGAGAAAUCACUUAUUCACCUGCUCCUGUCAUCCAACCACCAGAGACAGGAUUACGUGAUUUUAUUCCUACUGAUUGGCAACUACCUCAACCAAUUUUAUAUGAUGUUCAAAUGGGAAGGGGCUACUUAGAGUUACCUCAAGUGGAACUCGAAAACGGUGUUUUAUCGAAACGUUUAUUAGAUUCAAAACAUGUAUAUAUCUUGGAUAGUGGAGGUCAGUUAUUUUUAUGGAUGGGUGAGAAAUCCUCGAAAUUCCUUCGAUUUGCUGGUUAUAAACUAGCAUUACAACUGAUGGGUUUAAUGCCUAGAAAUCGUUUAGGUGGACUGGAAUUAUUAUUUACUGAAGCAAAUGCAUCUGAAGCUUGUCGAGCAUUAUUGAGUGAUGAUCAAGUUGAGUGGUGGAAUGAUUUUACAGAUUCAUUGUUGCAACCAUGUACUCAAGGAGCUGAAACUCAAAUUUUCAAGUGCCAAUUUUGUGAUUGGGAUGAGGCUUUAGCUGUGGACUUCACUCGAACAGCUGACUCUGUAGCUCGUCGUGGAGUGGAUAUCAAUGAAAUUCUGGAAAAGGAUAAACUUACAACUGAUCUACGUGCAUUGUUAGCACCCAGAGAAAUACCACUUACUAAUGAAGAAGCUUUACAAAUGAUUGUUGAGUGGAAUGAUGAAUUAGUUGAACCACCAGAAGAAUCUGUUGUAAAGUCAAGCAGUGCUCUACAACAAUUUAUUAUGGUUGAUGGCAAAUGGGUACCUGUUGAAAAUCGUUGGUUUGGACAAUUUUUCAAUCGAGAUUCGUAUAUUCUAAUUGCACGUUAUUGGGACUAUGAUGAUGAAAACAAAGAUUAUUCUGAAAAUGAAAAUCAAGAUGAUGGUGAUGAUGAAGAUUCCAGUCUGACAAAAACUGUUGUCUACUUUUGGCAAGGUCGUGAAGCAUCUGAUUUAAAUUGGCUUCAAUUUGAAUUCUCAGUACGUAAAGAUAUGGAGGCUCGUUUAUCACAGAAUCCUGAAGAUGCUAGUCGUCCAUUAAAAGUAGUAUUUAAGCGUGUAAGACAACAACAAGAGGAUACUAUGUUCUUAGCUCAUUUUCAGCGUCAAAUGAUAAUUCAUUCUGGUCAUUAUCGUGAUCGUGCAGAUUCAUCACGGUUAGAACGAAUUCAAAUGUAUUAUCUUAGAGCAAAUGGUAAUCUGAUAUCAACUCGGUGUAUAGAAGUUAAACCGUCAGUUGCCAGCCUAAAUUCUUGUUUCACUUACAUUGUAAAAGUACCUGCAAAUAUUGUCAGUGUAUUAGAAAAGAAAGAAACCGAUAAAUCUCAUGUCUAUAUUUGGAUUGGGAAUAAAUCAUCUCUAGAAGACAAAGAGUUGGCUAAUAGUUUAAGCAAGAAAAUCUUUGAUUGGAUUCCAGCUGAUUUUCAUAUUGUUCCUGAAGGUUCUGAAUGUCCUCUCUUCUGGCAAGUGUUAGGCGGUCAAAAGAAAUAUGAUACACAAGCAGAUUUUCUUACAUAUGGUCGACUUUUCCGUCUAUCAAAUGAGCAAGGAUACUUUUGUGCCUCAGAGAAAUGUGCAGAUUUUUGUCAAGAUGAUCUGGCUUCAGAUGAUGUCAUGCUGUUGGAUACUGGAUCUCAGAUUUAUCUUUGGUGGAGUAAGCGUACAUCAGAUGUAGAACAGAAAUUAUCUCUACAAGCUGCUAAACUUUAUCAAAGUCAUUUACGUCAAAUGCAACCUGAUCGACCACGUCAACUUAAGUUGACAGUGAAAAAUGCAGAGCCACAUUUAUUUAGACAGUGUUUUCAUGGUUGGGACCUUUUCGUGAACCGAAAGACUGGUCAGGUUAACAGCUGCUUUUUAUUUCUACUCCUAUAAAUACUAUGCUGAGGAAGCAGAAGAGAGAAAAAAAACACAUUUUAUUAUCUUUCUUUUUGUAUACCUUUUACUUGUUCUGGUGUCUCCUUCCUCAACCUUUUAAUGUCAAUUAACAAACAGCAUCUCCAAUGGUUUUCUCCGCCUUGAAUUUUGUUCAGCUAACUUGUCUUUUGUUUUUAUCUGUCAUUAUUGCUUAAUUGUUUAUUCAGUUUACUUAUGUAUCACUAAUCGUGUGUUUAAAACAUGCAGGUUCUACAACUUUACAUUAUUUUUCUCUGCUGUACGUUUUUCUUCCUUUGUUGGAGAAAUCAUUAUUUGGAUUUGAGUUUC